Messenger RNA from Silurus meridionalis, 1839 nucleotides. RefSeq names its product leucine-rich repeat-containing protein 27-like. NCBI's taxonomy places the organism in Eukaryota, Metazoa, Chordata, Actinopteri, Siluriformes, Siluridae. The transcript has 10 exons. Bases 301 to 1671 code for a protein of 456 amino acids. The record is from RefSeq and is a predicted model, not a curated record. Gene Ontology annotation, molecular function: protein binding.
ACCAUAACGAUACUUCACAACAUCCUAUAAGGGCAGAGAAGACGCGUUAUGAAAGGGACAGCAGGCAUAAACUUACUUAUAGCUUUUUAGUAUGGACUUUCUAGGUUUGAAUGGUGAUUAUAAAUUCCUCGAAAUCGCUUAUAUAGAUUUGGUAAAAAACAACAACUUUAUUGUGCUUUAGGUACGUAAAUGGUUAGGCUAACUAGUUAGCUAGUGUCUUUCUAAAUAACUGUAAUUUACCUCGUUGCAUGGCUGAGUUAUGCCAUUAUUCUUAUUUAGAACAUUAUAUAAUAAUAAGUAAUGACAGCACUGGAAGAGGACCUGUGUGAUCUCCAUUUGAGUCUUGAUUGCGGUGAGAAAGCGCUAAAAUCCCCGAGCCGAGGAUUUGCGCGUCCACAUGAUGAUUCUCUUUCAAAGCAUCAGGUGAAUCAUGACUCAUCCGACAUGCUUUAUCUAAGCAGACAGAAGUUGAAGGUCAUCCCAGAUUGUGUGUGCAAGUACACGCCACUCAAGAAUUUGUAUCUUGAAGGAAAUGAGUUGUCCAGUCUUCCAGACAAUCUGUUCAGCUGUCUGCCACUUUUGCUUUGGCUGGACCUGAGAAAUAACCAACUCACGUGUCUUCCUGCUCAUAUCGGUCAGCACAGACGAUUGAAAACACUGUUGCUGGAGAGGAACCCUGUUACAAAACUCCCAGUAGAGUUAGGUAAUGUGAUCACACUACGAGCCCUGAGCCUGAGGAACUGUCCCAUCUCAUUCCCACCGCAGGAAGUUCUGCAGCAGGGUCUCACACACAUCCUGCAGUUCCUGCGUCGCUCAGCCAUGGCUCAGCGGCCCCUCAGCAUGGACGUUGCUGACACAGCUUUAGACAUUCCUGCUGUGGAGAAGUUGCCGCUGUCUGAGAUUCUCCAGUCUAGCCUGGAUCUGUGUGAGGUGGAUGACAACGAGGUCCAGCGCUUCAAGGAGCUUAGGCAGCAAAUGAUCCAAAUGGACCAGGCAGAUCUUGGACACAUCAUGCCAGUCAUUUCGACGCAACAUCACCUAAGAACAGCAGAGGGCGACAGAUCCCACAGAACUGGUCUAUCGUCCAUCAAGAGAAUGAAAGAGUUAACAAGAGGAAUGCUCCCAGAGCUUUCUUUAUCUGAUGUGGACAACAGGAAGAGAUCAGAGGAGAGAAGACUGGCUGCCAUGAGGGAGUUGACAGAGAAACAAGCCUUACUAGAACAAAAAAAGAAAAAUGAGGAGCUGCUGAAGAAGUGGAGAAACCAGGCCAAGAUCAUGCAGGAGAGAAAAAUGCUGGAAUACCAGGAGGACAAGCAUCUAAAAGAAGAGAACUUCUCCAGUAAUCCAAACAACACUGGUCAAACCCCGAAUAACAACUCAAGCAGUGAAUCCCAUCUCACUCAACAGACAUCAUUAAGAAAACAGGAGGAAAUGGAGAAGGCCAGGAAGGCAAGGGACCAAGAGCUUGAGCAGCGCAUCAGGAUUCAUGUUCAGAUGAUGCAGCAGAGACGCAAAAGACCUCAGGGCUCACCUGCCGAGGAGGCAAAGGCAGCGGCCCAGGAGAUGGAUGAGGCCAAACAACUGCAAAAGGAGCUUGCAGAAAGAAGACGGGUGAAGGGUCUGGAGUAUCGUUUGACCGCCUUUACUGGGGAAAGUGAAUAUUUAUUAUAAUCUGUGCCUGUGUUAAUUAACAUGGAGACCCACAUUUUAUUCUACAUUUCCAGCUACCACAGGAUGCAACAAUUCAGGCCAUUGGAAUGCACUGAAUAAAAGUAAAGGGUGCACUGGCUAUUAUUAUCAUUACUGGUGGUCUUGAUAAAGAUUUUGAGUUUGACCAUA